This is a messenger RNA of Strongylocentrotus purpuratus (purple sea urchin), 3846 nucleotides long. RefSeq names its product zinc finger C4H2 domain-containing protein (gene zc4h2). The transcript is spliced from 6 exons. NCBI's taxonomy places the organism in Eukaryota, Metazoa, Echinodermata, Echinoidea, Camarodonta, Strongylocentrotidae. Gene Ontology annotation, cellular component: nucleus. The record is from RefSeq and is a predicted model, not a curated record. Gene Ontology annotation, biological process: positive regulation of neuron differentiation. The coding region runs from base 496 to 1188 and encodes 230 amino acids.
UUAGUCAACAAUCAGGCCAUCUCAGUCCGGCCAUCUCAGCUAGCUCCACUCAAUAGCUUCGAUUAGACUUAAGUGAUCACAUCGACCCAGGCUGCUCAUUUUAAGCCGUCGCUCUUGAACAAGAAGCACAGAGCUUAAACACCUUGGAUGGUAUCUUACAAUUGGGAUCUGGAGAACCGCAUCCCUCUGUCUCCCUCCUCCUCCUCAUCAUCCCUAGCUUAUCGGCACAGUGACUGGGCAUCGUCUCGCUCCAUCAUCCAACUACUUUUAUGUGGAGCUUUGGGUCCUCGUUGCCCAGCUCUUUGAAAUUUUUGUGAGAAAGGAGUUUGGGAGAUAAUAUUCUUGCUUCGUUGAGUGACUGUGUGGAAGAAAGCAGAAUGAGCAUUCAUUUAUUGGAAAAUGUUCUCAGGUCUCAGACGGUUCACCUGGAGAAGAUGAAGGGUCGGCUCCUGGUUGACAUGCAGGAGGCUGAGAAGGAGGAGGAUUGACUUAAUAAUGAUUGUUUUUAUAUCUGUUAAUCUCUUGGUCUCCAGGUCUCAGAAGGUUCACCUGGAGAAGAUGAAGGGUCGGCUCCUGGUUGACAUGCAGGAGGCUGAGAAGGAGGAGGAUCGACUGAAAGAGUACCGACAUGAGAUGGAGCUGCUCAACCAGGAGCGCUUGGCACAUGUGGAGGAGCUAAGGCAGAUACAUUCAGACAUCAACACGAUUGAGAGUGUGAUCAAGAAUACAGAAGGAGAUAGGAACAAAGCGUUUGAAGCAGCGUGGAAGAUGUACCAGGAGUAUGUGUGUCUCAAGGAGCAGAUCAAUGCUCAGAGGAUGUCCAUUGGAUUGGAUCGCAUCCCGGAGCUCACUGAGGAAGACAGGAGGCUCGAUCCAGACCUUCUGAGGAAGAGAAGAGCGGAAUGGCAUGAUAUAGAGAAGAGGGACCCUCCCUCGCCCCUGAUCCCUACAUGCACCCUGCCCCUCCCACUGGAACCUCCCCCACCCUUCCAGAUGCCUGGUACCAGUCACAGUAAGGAGAUGAAUGGUCCUCCUCCUCCUCCGCCCUUCAAACAACAACCACCACCUAUGAAGAACUGUCUGUCAUGUCACCAGCAGAUCCACAGAAACGCUCCGAUCUGUCCCCUUUGCAAGGCCAAGAGCAGGUCCAGGAACCCCAAGAAGACCAAGAGAAAGCAUGAGCAAUGAGCUGAAGGACCAGGUCCCGACUACUUCGGACCAGGUCUCGACCGCUUCGGACCUUCACAUUCCAAGAUCUGUGUGGUAGAGACCCUGAACAUGCCACAGAGUGUUCAGAUAGACAAUGUGUUAUAUUAUCAAGAAGGAAUAGGCUACAAUGUUGUAUCGGACUGACACGCCAGGGGAUGUUCAAAAAGGCAAUGUCUUUGUUUAGAAGGAUUGAAAGACUGUUCCUCUAAAUGGCCUUUAUCGGACAAAGGAUGAGUCACCCUUUGACUACCAUACCUGUUAAUGAGUGCCCAAAACUGUAUAUCCUUUGACCAAGAAAAGCUGGUCUUUCUGUUGAAGACUCCAAACAAGUUUAUGAAUUGUAAAGUUAGAUCUCAUGGUAAAUGGGUUUCUGGUAGGAUUAUUCCUUGAAAUGCACUGUGCGCUGAUAACGGCUGCCGGAGCUAAAGCUAGGGUAAUAAUUUCCAAAGCUCUUUGGAAGUUAUAUAAUGUGAUGUGCGCUAUACAAGAACUGAAUAUUUUAUCAUUUUCAGUGAAAAGAGUCACCAUAAGUAAGAACUCUUCUUAUGAAUUUUUCUCAGUGGUACAAGUUCAAACAUUUGGUGCUGUCAAAAGGGUAAAAUGAGGAUGCUUAAAUGGUCACUGCUUUGCAUCUUAAAGAAGCAAACUGGUGUAAGAUUCCUUGUUGAUUUUCAUUACGACAAUCCUAAGGUUGGCCUAUUCAAAGUAAUAUGUACAUGUAUGUAAAAAGGUAUUAAAUUAUUCACCUGUACCUUAAAGAGAGGAAAGAUUUCAAAAUGUCUUAUCUUUUGCCAAAAUAUUGAACACAAACCAGAAAAUAUUUGAACAAAGAUGAUCCAUGUACUGCAAACUGUCUUAACUAUUUUUUCUUUUUUCUUGUCCAAAUACAAGUACUUAUGUACAUCAAAAACUCUACGCAAACUCCAUGACAACAAUUUUCUACCUCUUUUUUUUCUUCUAUUUCUAUAGGUUCUCAAAUCUUCAAUAUUUAGGGUAUUUACCAGCACUUUUGUAUAUGAAUUUAAUCAAAGGAGUCAUGUAGAUAAGGAAAUCAGGUUUUUUCUUUUUUUAAUGUGAGCUUAAACAAGAAAUUUCAGCAAAUAAACCAUUUAGUACAUUCAAUUUUAAUAGCUAGAAUCGAACAUAUUUGUUGUUGCUAGGUCAGCAGACAUGGCGGCACAUAAUGUAUGUGAUUCCUAUUCUGACUGUUGAAAUACAAUUAUUCAUAAACAUAACAAGUGAACGUAGUAAUUUGUCACAAGUACAUGACAACGAUGUUUGCAUUGAGUUUGAUAACAUUACACAACAAUGUGUUUGGCUAAGAUCCUUUUGUGUUACUUUUUCUCUACCGAGGCACACAUCCAAAAUAAUAUCAUCACAUGGGUUCAUCAAUAUUCAGCCUUUCUAUUUUCAGGUAUGUCCCCCUCAUUGCCCAGAAAUGAAAAGGUUUUGAGAUUGUGGUUUUGGAAAGUGGUAGUGUGCAUUGCUUUAUUACAGGAAGGUGACAAGGAAGGCAUAUUGCUUCAAUAUAGAUCUGUAUGCUGACUAACCUAGGCAUGUUAUAGAAUAAAGGCCAUGGACACAUGUUGUAUCUUUUUCACUCACUUUGCCAGUCAAAUAGACAACAUAUGAUCUAUCCUUUAAUUUGUUGUCAACCUGCUUGAGAUGAAUUCCCUGUACAGUUGCUGUAAUGAUUGUUCAAAUUAUGGAGACAGAAUUAUCAGUGCCAAAUACAUUUCAGUGUAUGUAUAUAAGCUUUAUUUUAUUAUUAAACGGUCUACAGCUUUUAUUUCAACCAAACAUUUGAAGGCAAGUGGUGUACUUAAAUUGAUGGAUGGAGCUCAAUUCUUUUUAUUAAAGCUGUUCUGGAGAAGUUGAUGCAGCAUUCAGUUAACCAGUUUACAACUAAGAAGUAUUACAGUCAUGAUAGCAAUGUGUUCAUCAUUUUGAUCAUCCUUUGUUUCGUCUUGUUUUGCUUUGAAGUGGUGCACAAAUUGGAUCAAUGAAUUGGAUGUCAGGUUUUGUGAACCUUGUGAACAUUUUCUCAUGACACCAACCAGUAUUGUCGGUCUCCUGGCCUGUAGCGAGUAAAUAUUAUCAAUAUAUGUGUGUUUGGACAAAGAAGGACAGUUCCAAUGCCAAUACCACAAAUUAUAGGUGACUGAUUUGAACAUAAUAGAUGAUCAUGAUUCAUGGGUUAAGUCUAUGGAAAGAUGGGGUCGGGCCUCAACAAGGUAAUCCUAAUCUUCAGGCCUCAAUAAGAUAAUCCUAAUCUAGAGUGGAUCGAUUUAGUUUUGCAGGAGGCAGAAACACCAAGUGCAUUGUUGUAUGAAUAACAUUUCAAAAUAGAAUGGGUGUAACCAAAGCAAACGAAGAUAUAUAUAUAUCUAUUUUUUUAGGACUGGGUAAAGUAGCGUUUGAGUGGAAUUUGGGGGGAGAUGAUCAUAAAUCAUCUCGAUAACAUUUAUUCAGUUUGUGUUUGUAUUUUUAAAGAAACCUCUUGUCUAGUGUGUAAUUAAUGAAGGUGCAAUAUAGCUACUGAAAACAAAAAGAUGAGACAUAUUGCUUAUCAUUGUAAGAUAUAAACCAAUUGUAAAUAUUAAAUAAGUUGUUAUCAGCUACAAAACUACAUAUGAA